Messenger RNA from Mesorhabditis spiculigera, 1275 nucleotides. NCBI's taxonomy places the organism in Eukaryota, Metazoa, Nematoda, Chromadorea, Rhabditida, Rhabditidae. The record is from the annotation of a GenBank genome assembly.
AUGACAGCCAAGUGGGGCUCCACGUCGAUGUGGAGGAAUAUUGUCGCUUUUUGGAUAUUCGGUUUAUGUAACAAUUAUGGCUACGUGAUCAUGUUGAGCGCCGCCGAGGACAUUAUCUCGCAGCAGCAACAUAAGGAAUCGGAGCACAAGAAUUCAUCUUGUUUGGACAGCCUUGGGGCACGAGCCUGUGAUGGCCAAUCAGUCGGUGGUGUCCUCCUCGCCGACAUCCUCCCCUCCCUGAUCAUCAAGGCCACCAUGCCAUUUUUGAUGGGAAGAGUGCCAUAUGGAUUCCGCCACACUCUGGUGAUAGCUCUACAAAUUGCCUCGUAUCUCGUCGUCGCCUUCUCGACUUCAUACCCGAUUUCAUUACUUGGUGUCGUUCUCGCCUCUGCUGGUUCCGGGGUGGGUGAGACGACGUACCUCUCACUGUCCUCCCACUUCUCACGCAACGUCAUCUCGGCUUGGUCUUCUGGGACUGGAGGAGCGGGAGUGGUUGGCUCCUUCGCAUACGCUGCACUUACCGAACCACAUCUCGGAAAUCUUUCACCGAAAAAUGCUCUAUUGGUCAUGCUGGUAAUUCCCGUGAUCUUUGCCAUAGCCUACUGGCUCCUGCUAGAAUUCCCGGCUACCGUAUACACUCCUCGCGUCAGCCCGACCACAUGGGUCAUACCACAUGCGUACGAGGGCGAGCAGGACAUGGAAAAGAGUGAAAAGAGUGAGCAAGACGCUCGGGUCCCGCAGCGCGUAACCAACAUGAAGGAGAAGAUGAGCUUGAUUGUGCCCUUGCUCAAGUUGAUGAUCCCGCUCUCCGUCGUCUACUUUGCCGAAUACCUCAUUAACCAGGGAUUGACUCAGCUCAUCUACUUCAACUGCAAGGAGGGCUUCCGGUUGUCGAAGAGCAGCCAAUAUCGGUGGUAUCAGGUCCUGUACCAAGUCGGUGUGUUCUUCUCCCGCUCGUCGGUCAACAUCAUCGAGUUGCCGUUGAUUGUGCUGUUUAUUUUGCCAAUAUUGCAGCUCGGCAACGCGGUGUUCUUCUUCUUCGAGGCGAGGUACGCCUUCUUGCCGCACAUCUCGAUCGUGUUUGCCCUGAUCCUGGUUGAGGGCUUCUACGGCGGCGCCAGCUACGUCAACACGUUCAACUGGAUUCAUAAGAAUAUACCCCCCGACGUCAAGGAGUACUCCUUAUCGAUCGCCUCGAUGUCGGACGCCUUUGGGAUCGUUCUAUCUGCAUUUACGGCAAUAGGGUUGCACAACUACAUCUGCGGCCACCUUGGA